This is a messenger RNA of Prorocentrum cordatum, 5364 nucleotides long. The record is from the annotation of a GenBank genome assembly. NCBI's taxonomy places the organism in Eukaryota, Dinophyceae, Prorocentrales, Prorocentraceae.
GAUGCCGUGUGUGAGCUCCAGCCAGGAUUUUCCCAAGCCGCAGGCACACCCAGAAAGGCUCUAGAGUAUAAUGCUCGAGAUGCCCCCUGCCGCUGCUCUUGCCCCCUGCUUUCCUGCGCCGCCAUCUGGCUCGAAGCAAAACUGUGCCAGCGCCUCGCGCUGCCUUGCUACCAGCCCAGCACGCCCCGCACCGAGCAGCCGCUACCGAGCUGGGAGAUCAUGCCGCCCAAAUUCCGACAGGUUGACGUGCUCGCUGCGCUCCGCCGCGGGGAGGCUGAGGAAGUCAUUCGUGCCGACCUCCGGGCCCGCGGAUGCCCGCCGCCGCGCAUCUCCCAGCUGUUCAAGGGCGCGCGCGACAUCAUGAGGGCGGAUGCCGAUGCUGAGUAUGUGGAGGCGGAGCACAUGGCGCUGGCCGUGCGGAAGCGGCCAGCCAGCGCCGUGCCGAUGGCAGCGGCGGCGGCGCGGCGCCGCCUGAGCGGAAAGCAGCCCGGCGCGGCUGUCGCGCCGCCCCCGCCGCCGCUCCCGCACCCGCAGAAACGCCCGGCGUCUCAGCCUGGCGCCAGGGCGCCGAAGCAGCCGAGGAUCGAGGGCGACGCGGGUAUCGACAACGCCGUGGCGGCGGGCCCAGUGGUGAAGAAGCCGGCAAGGUCUCGCGGCUCGUCUGAUUUCUGCAUCGGCUGGGAGCAGCCGCAGGAGGGCUCCGACGAGGUCAUCCAGCAGGACUGCGUGUUCUCCACCUCCACUCCUGGCGCCAAGGUCUUUCGGUGGCGCGGCGGGAAGAAACAGUGUUUCUGCUGCGACGUCGAUGCCCUGCCGGAGAAGGUGAAGACAGUCAAGGGCAGGGCGGGCGCCAUGCGCUACCUGAGGGCGCUCCACCAGUUCGAGGACAAGACCCCGUACGACCUCUUCAAGGCGAGGGUGGAGAAGGCCGGAUUCGAGAUCCCCGAGGACCGCGUCAGGCAGCCGAAGCGCGGCCGCAAGCCCGCCGAGAAGAAAGUGGCGGACUGGGCCGAUGCCAAGGCGAAGCGGCAGACCACCCAGGAGCCGCCCGACCGCAAGCAGAAGCGCAAGUUCCGCCAGGAGGUGCUCGAGGACCAGCGGUACGCGAAGAACCUCGUCUUCCCUGGGUCGGAGAGGCGCGAGCGCGCCUCUGAAGCGGAGCUGGGCGCGCACCUGGACAACGGGAUUGGCCUCCCGCCUGCGAAGUACUCCGACUACUCCAAGGCCUUGGAGGCCUGGUGCCUCCGCGGCUCCUGGGGCAUGUGCCCGAAGUGCCAGGCGAUGCAGCCGCGCGAGUUUUACGAGACGGACCUCAGGCGCGAGCGCAAGCCCGAGCUGACCAAGUCGCAGUGCAAGCUCUGCAACGCAAAGCGCAAGCACUACGUCCCGAAGCCCGAGGACGUCCCGAAGCCGCUGCAGGACCUCACGCCCGAGAUCAUCAGUGCGCUGAGCCUGCUGGACGUGGACGUCGGCGCGGUGGUCCGCUCCCACGACGCCAAGGGGAAACCCAACGGCUACCGCAAGAAAGUGAAGAUGAUCCGCUUCUCAUGGUCGGAGCACGCCCCGAAGAAGAAGUUCAGGAACGUCCCGCACGCGGAUCGCGAGAAGGCGAAGGCCGCCUACGAUUACCUGAUGGACAGCAAGGAGAGCUGCUACAGGGACUUCAAGAUGCAGCGCGAGAAGUUCUUCGACGGCAAGAGCCGCAAGCCCGACGAGCGCCAGCGCAAGCGCCCGAUCAACUUCAUCGAGCAGGUCGGUCUCGAGUGCGCCAUCUGGCCCCACCUGUACUGGAAGAAAAAAAUGUGCGAGUCGUACGAACGCUACACAGACGAGCGCCGCGAGGAGCGGCGCGCCCGCAAGAAGAGCGGCCGUGGCGCUGCGGCAGAGGACGACGAUGACUCAUACAGUGGCAGCGACGACGAUCACGGCGCGCAGCCCGCGGGGGCAGGCCGCGACCCGCACGAUGGCCAGGACAGCGACCAGGAGAGCGACAACGGCGACGGCGACUCCUCGGACUCCGGCAGCGAGCCAGACGACAACGACAGCGACAAAGAGGAAGAGGAUGAUGCAGGCGAGGCAGAGGGCUCUGGGCGACACAGCAUCAAGAAGAGCUUCAUGGCCAAGGUCCUCUCGCCGCUGAUCGGCUACGGCACGUCCUUCGAGCUGCUCCAGUACGUCUACGACCUGAACCUCUGGAGCACGCUCGGCAGUCGCAAGAACCUCGGCCUCGGUGGCAAGGUACCCAUGCGCGUGCUCAUGAAGGGCAACUCCUUCAGCCCGCUCUACUGGAAGGAGGUCCACAACGGCCUGAUCGACCUGGUCCGCCAGGUGGGCAUGCCGAAGAUCUUCUGGACCAUCUCGCCCUACGAGUACCUCGCGCCCUACCACGAGUGGGUCCAGGACGAGAUGUCCAAGAGCUUGCGCAAGCGGAUGAACCUCCCCGCGGCGGAGAGCCUCCACAUGACGCACGCGCUCCUCCAGAUCACCAACGGCCUCCUCACGGGCGUCAGCCGCACUGGGGGCAGCAACUGCGCCGGCCGAGGCGGCCCGUGGAAGAAGCACAUCCUGAGCAGCAAGGAAGAGAGCGGCAAGCCCAUCAGGCUCGUCGUCUUCGCGCGCAUCGAGUUCCAGGACGGGAGCCGCAAGGCGGGCACUUUCCGCUACCAUGGGAGCGGCCGCCCGCACGCGCACGUUCUCAUCUUCGCGGACGAACUCGAACCCGCGAAGCUGGAGCAGUUCGUCAAGGCGAGCCUACCCGUGGCGGAGAACCUGGCGCUGAAGGGCAAAGUCAAGUGCUCGCAGAAGGACCGCGACGAGGACUGGAAGUGGCCCAUCCACGACGGCCCCGAGGGCUGGAACGACGAGGACGGCACGCUCAAGCUCAAGCACUCCGAGGAGGACAGGGACGAGGGCGUCCACAGAGCCUUCUUCGUGGACGUCAUGGACGGCUGCCCCUGCCACCAGGACUUCCUCACGUCCGACGGGGAGUCCCUGCUGCUCCAGUACGUGACGAAGUACGCGGCCAAGUUCUCGGACUCCUCCUUCGACGAGUGGUUCAACGACGAGGGGUCCGCGACCUCGGUGGCGCGCCGCAUGGUCAACGAGUACCACCCCUACGAGCCCGAGAUGUGGCUCCAGCUGAACGGCCAAAACUUCAAGCAGUGGCACGUCUCCACCGUCAGCAGGGGCAAGCGCGACAUCCAGGCGCCCUGGCCGGGCAUGGAGACGCCGCCCGCAUACGUUGAACAGUAUUGCGCGGCCAGCCGCACCUGGCGCCGUGCCGACAUGCCCCUGCUGGAGUUCCUGCGGAAGACUGGAGACGACGGCCAGAUCGUCCACUGGAUUCAGAAGCCGUGGCGCGAGGAGGUGCUCGUCGUUGCCUUCGCAGCAUACGUGAAGGAGGGCGGCAAGCUGCCAUUCCAGAAGUUCCGCGUGGGCGCCACAAAGAAGGAGUUCAAGGCCUUUGCUGGGAGAGAGGAGCAAGUCGCCGACGACUUCCGCGCGUUCGCCAAGUGGCACGUCGAGGAGAAGCUGAACGCGGAGAUGAGCGGGCAGAUGCAGAUCGACCACCUCGAGGUGGCCUCGCUCGCAGACUUUGCCAACGACUACCCGAUGAACGGCGAGAAGAUCGUCGCUGUCGACCACGUCUACCGCCUGAACGACAAGUUCUUCGGCCAGUGGCUGGCGCUGCACGUGCCUUUCUCGAACAGCAUGGACGAGCUCCUGGACGCGGACGUCGACCGCCUGGUGCCCAAGAAGUACCGCUGGUUCGCCACGGCGCUGCGGCGCUGCGACGACCACGACCGCGUGCCCGUCGAGCUCCGCGACUUCUGGAGGCUGCCCCACAGGAUCAGGAGCGAGAUGAAGCAGGAGGCCAGCACGGACGACCACAUCGAGGAUGUCCAAGAGAUGGUCCACGGACAGAUGGAACUGGUGGACGAGUACCUGUCGGGCGCACGCAACCGCGCCGAGGAGGAGACAGCCGCGGCGGCUGCGGCGGCGGCGAGCGGCCGCCGCGGGGGCGCUGGCCCCGCCGCCCCGCAGCAGUUCAACGCCCAGCAGAAGAAGGUGGAGAAGGCCGUCAACAAGGCCGUCGACCGCGCCGUCAUCUAUAACCACAGCGACAGCGCCUCUGCGGUCGAGAGAGCGGGCGACGAUGCCUGGCAGAACAACACGCCGACCAUCGUCCUUGGCAAGCCAGGCACGGGCAAGACCACCGUCGUCAAGGAGUGCAUCCGCCGCGCCUGCGAGAAGGGCGCCCAGGUCCUCUUCGCGCUGCCCACGGCGCAGCUCGCGAGCCGCAUGAAGGAGGCCCUCCGCGGCAUCCCGAACGUCUGCGUGGACACCUGCCACGCGGCCUUCAAGUUCGGCCAGCCCGAGUCCGAGACGCUGCACCUCAUGAGCUCCUACGACAUGGUCGUGGUCGACGAGAUCUCGCUCCUCGAUAUGCCCCACUUCGAGAAGCUCAUGAAGAUGUGGGCCGCGGCGCAGAAGCUCCCUGCCUUUGUCAUCCUGGGCGACAAGUACCAGCUGCCCGCCAUUGACGCGGUCAAGAACGGUCGCCCCUGGGAGAGCGCCGCCUGGAAGAAAUGCAGAGUGAUCACCCUGCACCAGGCCUGGCGCUGCAAGGACCCCGAGUUCCUCAAGGUCCUCGACAAGCUCCGCGUGGACAAACCCAGCAAGAAAAUGCUCAGGAGCAUGUGCCGCGGCCGCAAAGCCUGGAACUGGGAGCACCCCGACGCGGACGACAUCAAGCGCCACCUCGACGAGCAUCCAGAGACCGUCAUCGUCACGUGCACGCGCCACAAAGCGGAGGAGCUCAACAACCUCGCCGUGGAGGGCCUCUUCGCGGGGCGCAGGCCCAUCGCGGUGAUCGAUGGGGACAUCGACAUCAACCCCGAGAACUACACCAAGGACGGCUUCCGCGACGACCGCAGGCCCCUUCCAGCCAAGGUGCCGAUCUACAGAGGUGCUUGUCUCUACCUCACACAGAACGUGCGCAAGGAGGACGACUACGUGAACGGCAUGGCCUGCACCGUCGAGAGGUUCACGCCGAACGGCGACGGCGGCACGCUCCUCGUCCGCACCAAGACGAACCAGCUCCUGCCCAUCACCAAGUGGACCAACAAGAAGGUCGAUGGCCGCAGCGUGCGCCACUUCCCCAUCAGGCUCGGCUACGCGAGCACCAUCCACAAGGUGCAAGGGGAUGAGUUCAAGCACAUCUCCGUCGUGCUCGACAAGCAGUUCUGCCCCGCGGCGGGCUACACGGCGUUGUCGCGCGUGGAGCGCGCUGCCGACUACACGCUCGCGGGCACGUUGACGCCCGAGCACUUCGUGCCCGCCACCUGGAUGGAUCCCUCCUGA